GGAGAGUCAGGGAGGAGGCAACACUCAAUUCCAUCUCGAAAUUCCCGAUAAAUUUUGGUGUUUGGCUUGUUUGCAUCCGGAUCCUAAAAUACGAGGCAGUCAAUUCUUAGCACGUGAUGAAGGUUCACACGACAAGAAAAGGGGUAACACAUCACCUCACUAGAGAAACAAGACAGCGAGUGAAGGUUUUCUUUUCUUUUCUCACGAGUGGACGAGCGUUCAGUAUUAAUAUAUGUGCAUUGCUUGCAUUCCAAGCGCAAUCCAUCGACUCCCCUCCUUCCCAUCCCAAUCCAGCAAUUAUGCACCCGCUGAAACGUAACCGCACUGUACCAUCGGUACAGCGACCCAAACCCGAAUCUACUCUAUAACAAUUGCUCUUCUCCCAAGAGAAUACAACAAGGAACUCCAUCCCAACUCAAACCUAUAUCUU
Messenger RNA from Hyaloscypha bicolor E, 430 nucleotides. RefSeq lists its product as uncharacterized. The coding region runs from base 117 to 368 and encodes 83 amino acids. NCBI's taxonomy places the organism in Eukaryota, Fungi, Ascomycota, Leotiomycetes, Helotiales, Hyaloscyphaceae. The record is from RefSeq and is a predicted model, not a curated record. The transcript has a single exon.